ACAGGUGAAGCUGAACACUGCUCUCAUUAGUUACAGAUGCAGUCACCUGCCACUCACCAGAGACCGAUGCCAGGGAGUUUCCACAGCUAUUUCUGCCCACACUUCGGAGACACUUGAGGAAUGGCUUAGACUCUGUGACUGGAUUUUGAACAUCUAUCCCAGUGAGCAAAUCAUGGCCAGCAUGGCGGUUCAGAUCCUCGGAUUCUUCUUGGGGCUUUUGGGGUUUGUGGGAACUGUUGUUGCGACUCUGCUCCCCCACUGGCGCAGCACGGCCUACGUGGGCUCCAACAUCAUCACAACCACCGCCUACAUGAAAGGCCUGUGGAUGGAGUGUGUAUGGCACAGCACCGGCAUUUACCAAUGUGAGCUGUACAGAUCUCUACUGGCACUGCCACGCGACUUGCAGGCUGCCCGGGCGCUCAUGGUGCUCUCCUGCGUCACCUCAGUCCUGGCAGCUCUGGUGUCGGUGAUGGGGAUGAAGUGUACCCGCUUUGCCCGUGACUCCAUGAUCAAGUCUCCACUGGUGCUAAGCGGGGGGAUAUGUUUCCUCUGCGCCGGCAUGCUCUGCCUGGUCACCGUGUCCUGGACCACCCACGAUGUCAUCAUGGAUUUCUACGACCCCUUCCUCCCCAGUGGGUUGAAGUAUGAGAUCGGUUUGGCCGUGUACAUCGGUUACGCCUCGGCCUGCGUCAGUCUGACGGGAGGACUGGUGCUGUGCUGGAGCAGCAGUGGUGAAAGGCCACGGAGGCCCCUCCAUGUGCAGAGGAAUCAACCACUACCACCUCCGCCUGCCUUCAACCACAUAUACCCUCCCGCUCCACCCUACAAGCCCCCCGAGGCCCUGAAGGACAAUCGUGCUCCCUCACUUUGCUCUCUUUCCAGCAGCAGUGGCUAUAGGCUCAACAACUACGUCUAAGAAUACCAACUGCAAAACUCUGGAGACUGUUAUGAACGAAAAAAAGACACGGCACAAAGGAAAAACAGUCAACUAAACACUUCUCCAACUUAAUAUCUUAACAGGUAUUUUAGCCUUUAUACCCAAGAAAGAGUUUCAAAAAUGGAAAAGGAAAGAAGUAACACCACCAUGUUUGUCCAAAAAUCUGAUUUUGAGAGGAUAUUUAAAUCUGCUCAGGCUUUCCUCUAACUUUAACACCACCAGGUCAAGGCUGAGCUUAUAAACCAAACAUAAGUCACAGUGUGUUUGUGAGAGAAAACUGAGAGCUCAAACCUUUUGACCUCCUGCUAUGUAACUGAAGGACCAGAAGGUGGCAACAUGUUACUGCAAACAGCCACAGAAGGAACUACAUAAAUAUGCAGAUUCCCCAUUUUAUGCUGUAACACACACGUUAAUGGUUCAGCCAUUGUUCUGUCACUUCCUUGUUGUAGCCUGCUUUCUAGUUGGGAUUAACUUUUUCUGGCAGUCAGUUCAAAUAUAAUAGUUAUUUUAAAGUAGAUGGAUGAUGUUUUAUGUCAGUAUUUAAUA
Messenger RNA from Anoplopoma fimbria (sablefish), 1483 nucleotides. Its product is annotated as claudin-14-like. Gene Ontology annotation, cellular component: plasma membrane; bicellular tight junction. The record is from RefSeq and is a predicted model, not a curated record. The transcript has 3 exons. Lineage: Eukaryota; Metazoa; Chordata; Actinopteri; Perciformes; Anoplopomatidae. The coding region runs from base 173 to 916 and encodes 247 amino acids. Gene Ontology annotation, biological process: bicellular tight junction assembly; cell adhesion. Gene Ontology annotation, molecular function: structural molecule activity.